Anopheles funestus (African malaria mosquito) is the source of this 2347-nucleotide messenger RNA. It is a transcript of the gene RanBP3, whose product is annotated as ran-binding protein 3. The coding region runs from base 234 to 1694 and encodes 486 amino acids. NCBI's taxonomy places the organism in Eukaryota, Metazoa, Arthropoda, Insecta, Diptera, Culicidae. The record is from RefSeq and is a predicted model, not a curated record. Gene Ontology annotation, biological process: protein export from nucleus. Gene Ontology annotation, molecular function: GTPase activator activity. Gene Ontology annotation, cellular component: cytoplasm; nuclear pore. The transcript has 5 exons.
CGAAAUGUCAACUUGAUUUCUUCCAUGAUUCCGGGUUUUCGACAGUCGUGCAGCGUCGUCCACUUUGCCUCUGUUUCCUACUUCAGAUCGUUUUGUAUCCGAUUGACGAUUGGUGUGGAUUAGCACCGCAAGCACAUAUUGUUGUACGUAAGCUAGACCGACACGUUAAUCGUGAGAGCAGCAUCCUGGAAGUUUCCACCAUCAAGACCUAAGGGCACCACAUAUAUUAUCGAAUGGCGAAUGUGGAAAGAGAAGACAACAUGUUGAACGAGGAACAAGAAUCAUCUCAAUCCAACAGUAGCAAUGGCUCGAGUAGUGUGGUGCAGCCGUCCAGUUUCCAGCUGAAAUCAAGCGUCCUUAGACAGUCUACCUUCGGUGGAGCUUCGUUUCUUGGUGGAGGUGGAUCUUCAUCGAGCAAUAGCAUAUCAUCGUCACCGUCACUUGCCGGUUCUGUCGGUGGCGGUGCAAGCUUGGGAAAUAGCUUUAACUUGAAACCAAGCGUGCUAAAACCAUCACAGCUUACAUUUGGAGGAAUCGGAGGAAUCAAAGAAGGCAAUGGUGCGGCAGACAAAAAUGGUAACGACUCGGGUGGUAUCGCUUCCACAAACCCUUUCCUGAAGACGCAGUUCAGCGAAGAUGAACCAUCGGAGGCAGAUGCCAAAGCCAAUUCGGCCGAAAGUAGCAAAUCGGCUAUUGAAAAGGACGGCGACAGUAGUACGAACAGCAACAAUAUCGAUCCGUUGGCAAAGUUAAAGAGUGCCUCCCUGCCAAAAUCGAAUCUGUUCGCAAACGUUAAAAAAUCGGCGCUCAGUGAAGCUUCCUGCGGUUUCGUUUUCGGUCAGAAUGUACAUGAACGCGUGACGGGUGAGAAUCUGAAUAACGCCAGCGGCAAUAAUCUACCGACCACUGGCUUUUCAUUCGCUACCAGCGUGGCAGUAACUGGAGGCGAAACUGGUUCCGGCGGUACGGUUAAUGCAACCAGUGCAGUAUCGAACGCAACUGGAACCACGCCCGGCAAGGAAGGAUCAGAUUCGUCCGAUGGCAGCAGCAGGGAGCCAAAGGAUUGCGAAAGCCUGGAAGAAGCGGCCCGUCGGUAUGAAGAGAGCCGGGGAGCUUUAAAGCGCAAAUAUGAAGAGGUGGAAACAAUCACUGGCGAGGAAGAUGAACGGAAUGUGGUGGAAAUUAACUGCAAGCUGUUCGCAUUUGCAAAGUCAAACUGGGAAGAGCGUGGGCACGGCACGCUGAGACUUAACGACAAAGACAACAAUGAAUCUCGUGUUGUGUUUCGGCAGUCCGGAAAUCUACGUGUUUUGAUCAACACAAAGGUAUGGGCCGGAAUGGUGGCACAACAACCGAGUCAAAAAAGUCUGCGUCUAACAGCUAUUGACAGCAGUGGACAGAUAAAAGUAUUUCUUGUGAUGUCCCGCCCAGAUGUGAUUACGAAACUCCACAAAGAACUUUCGAAGCGCAUCGAAACGGCAAAACAAACGGCCGAGAUGGAAGCAGCGAAGGAAAACAAGGACGAUAAUAAAACUGUCAUUCCUGUCGAUCCCUCCUGCAUAGAUGACGCGGAAGCGGACGAUGGUUCCACAAUACCUGUGCCGGUGGAUAUGGAAAAUUUAGUUCCCAAUGCAGAAACGGAUGAACCGAGUUUGAAGAAACGGUCUAGCAUAACGGCACCGCCCUCCUCUUAAAAUAGGACCACACUAUUCUUGUACUGCUUGGUAGCGCAUUCUGAUCACUUCUUUUCUUACUUCCAUGUACUAUCAAUGUCGUUUUUUCUAAUGCAUCUUUGAACGAUUUCCUUAUAAUAAGAUGAUACGAUAACUUCAUACGGUUCCUUGCAAGUGUUAUUUUUGUUUUCGUAUAUUCUGAACAUUCGCCACUGUUAAAUUCCUAUCGUUAGUUUUAAUUGUGGACAUGAAUAUCAGUCAUAUAAGACAACGUGAGAUGAGGCAGAGCAUGCAUGGAAACGAUUGGAAACACUAAAAUGGUCGAAUAUCUAAUAGAAAUUAAAUUAAACAGACCUUCCCUAAAUGGAAGAAUUGAAAGUGUGGAAAGCAAUACAUUGCUAGUUGCGAUCUACUGUUCCGUGUUAAAAACUAUCAACAAGCGGAAUUCGUAAUUACAUUUGGUGUAGAGAAGAACAUUUACCUGUUGUGAAAAUGUAGAUCAUAUUGGUAGAGCAAAUAUCGUGAGAAACAAAAAUGCACUUUUAGAUACGAUACGCACGAAAACAAAAUACAAUUACUGUGGCAAUGUUUUGUAAAAUGCAACAAGUGGACUUAGUUUCGCGUGUUUCUUUUUUCUUCUUCGAGUAAACCCUUCAAGAUGUUCUAUUGUAAAA